UUUGUUGUCGUGUGUUGCUUGUUCUGUUGACUUGUUUAGUUCCUGUUAAUUAACUCUAAUUUUUCUUCUGCUUUGAAGAUUUGGGUCGUGGAUCCGCCUUUGGUGUUCCAUUGCUACAGGGCCCCCCAUGCUUGAAUAUCAUUCCUUCCGCUUCGCUCUCUUGUAAGUUUCUUUUUUUGCUAGUGACCAUCGAAGACCUUAUACUGAUCCUCUCGGUUGUCUCGAGCUCUCUUUCCUGAUUCUGGGUUUCAUAUGAAAGAUUUGAGAUGGGUAUUUCGAGAAGCAGCCAUUGAUGGUCUCGAUUGAAGUUUCUCUCCAUGUUCAAAAUCACUGUAGUCCUUAUAUGUUGUGAAUCUUGUUUUUUUUUUCAUGCAACCUUUUCAGAUAGAGCCAGCCAUUGAUGGUCAACCGAAGCUCUGUUCUUUUUACGUGUUCUUGAACUAUGAAACAUGUUGCAAAACCGCAGAUCUGCCAUGACGAAGAUUUUGCUUGCACUUUUUGCCGCACUUGCAGCAGUGGGUCUGAGUGUGACGGACCCAAACGACCUUGGUAUUCUCAAGCAGUUCAGAGAUGGUCUGGAGAACCCAGAGCUCUUGGAGUGGCCUUCAAGUGGUGAUGACCCAUGUGGCCCCCCUAGCUGGAAGCAUGUUUUCUGUUCUAAAGGAAGGGUUACUCAAAUUCAGGUUCAGAACAUGAGUCUCAAAGGCCCUUUGCCUCAGAAUCUCAACAAGCUCUCCAUGCUUCAAAACUUAGGCCUUCAGAAGAAUCUGUUCACUGGUCAGUUACCAUCCUUCAGUGGCUUGUCAAAUUUACAGUAUGCUUAUUUGGAUUACAACCAAUUCGACACAAUCCCGGGUGAUUUCUUUGAUGGUCUUACGAGCCUGCAAGUUUUAGCAUUGGAUAGCAUCAAUUUCAAUGCCAGUACAGGAUGGUCAUUCCCUAAGGGGUUGCAAGAUUCUGCUCAAUUAGCUAAUCUUUCUUGUAUGAGUUGUAAUUUGGUGGGUCCCUUGCCAGAUUUCUUAGGCCGAAUGCAAUCUCUUCAGUUCUUGAAACUCUCCGGCAAUAGUUUGUCAGGUGAAAUUCCGGCGAGUUUUCAGGGCAUUUCUUUGCAGAUGCUGUGGCUGAAUGAUCAACAAGGAGGGGGUAUGACUGGGCCCAUUGAUGUGGUGACAACCAUGGCAUCACUCUCGGUUCUGUGGCUUCAUGGGAACCAGUUCACGGGGACAAUACCAGAGAGCAUCGGUAAUUUGACUCUUUUGAAGGAUCUCGACCUUAAUGGUAAUAAGCUCGUUGGUUUGGUACCUGACAGCUUAGCGAAUAUGCAGCUAGACGCUUUAGAUUUGAACAAUAACCAGUUAAUGGGUCCAAUCCCCAAUUUUAAAGCAGCUAAAGUGACUUGUGCUUCAAAUGCAUUUUGUCAAUCCACUGCUGGGGUUGCUUGUGCCCCUCAAGUUAUGGCACUGAUACAAUUUCUUGGUGGGUUGAAUUACCCUUCAAGGUUUGUUUCUUCAUGGACUGGUAAUAAUCCAUGCACAGGGCCAUGGCUGGGAUUGAAUUGCGAUAACAAUGGCAAUGUUUUUAUGAUUAAUAUACCUAAGUUCAACCUUAGUGGCACCUUGAGCCCUUCGGUAGCACAGUUAGAUUCUCUUUCUCAAAUAAACCUGGCCAGUAAUGAAGUAAAUGGUCCAAUCCCAUCGAACUGGACUAGUUUGAAGUCGCUGAAGACUUUGGAUCUUAGUGACAACAAUAUUUCUUAUCCCCUGCCAAAGUUCAGUAGCACUGUGAAACUUGUCUUAGAUGGGAAUCCUCUGUUAAAUGGAAACCAGUCAGGUAGCACUCCACCUUCAGGAGGCAGUCCGUCAUCUGGGGGUUCUCUAUUUCCACCUGGCAGUCCAGUUAACCCAGAAGGCUCCGGUAAUUCUUCUGGGGGAUCAAAGAAGACAUAUUUCAAAACGUCUACUUUAAUUGCAAUUGUAGCUCCUGUUGCAGUUGUUGCUUUCUUGGCCUUUCCUGUUUAUUUCUAUUGUUAUAAGAAGAGAAAAGAUGCCUACCAGGCUCCAGGAUCUCUUGUUAUCCACCCUAGAGAUCCGUCCGAUUCAGAUAACAUGGUAAAGAUUGUAGUUCCCACUAACGUCAAUGGAAGUGCCUCUACAGUAACAGGGAGUGGUUCUGCAAGCAGAAAUAGUAGUGCAUUUGGCGAUUCACACGUCAUUGAGGCAGGAAAUCUGGUUAUAUCAGUUCAAGUCCUUCGGAAUGUGACAAAGAAUUUUGCCCCAGAGAAUGAACUUGGCCGCGGUGGCUUUGGUGUUGUGUAUAAGGGAGAAUUGGACGAUGGAACAAAAAUAGCAGUGAAGAGAAUGGAGGCUGGUGUGUUAAGUGGCAAAGCAUUGAAUGAAUUCCAGGCUGAGAUUGCUGUUCUUUCAAAGGUUCGGCACCGCCAUUUGGUGUCUCUUCUGGGUUAUUCCGUCGAAGGCAAUGAGAGAAUUCUUGUUUACGAGUAUAUGCCCCAAGGGGCUCUCAGCAAGCAUCUUUUCCAUUGGAAGAGCUUCGAAUUGGAGCCCCUCUCUUGGAAGAGAAGACUCAAUAUUGCACUAGAUGUAGCUAGAGGGAUGGAGUAUCUUCAUAGUAUGGCUCACCAGAGCUUUAUACACAGAGAUCUUAAAUCUUCAAAUAUAUUACUUGGCGAUGAUUUCAAAGCAAAAGUUUCAGAUUUUGGACUGGUGAAACUUGCUCCCGAUGGUGAAAAAUCUGUUGUGACUAGGCUUGCAGGGACUUUUGGAUACUUAGCGCCAGAGUAUGCAGUUACAGGGAGAAUUACAACCAAGACCGAUGUCUUUAGUUUUGGGGUUGUGUUGAUGGAGCUUUUGACUGGUUUAAUGGCACUCGAUGACGGCAGGCCUGAGGAUAGACAAUAUUUGGCUGCAUGGUUUUGGCGCAUCAAAUCAGAUAAAGAGAAACUGAGAGCUGCCAUUGACCCAGCGCUUGAUGUAAAGGGUGAAACAUUUGAGAGUAUGUCGAUCAUUGCUGAACUUGCCGGGCACUGUACUGCAAGGGAACCUGGCCAAAGACCUGAUAUGGGAUAUGCUGUCAAUGUUCUAGCUCCACUUGUUGAAAAAUGGAAACCGUUGGAUGACGACACUGAAGAAUAUUGUGGCAUUGAUUACAGCCUUCCUCUGAACCAAAUGGUGAAGGGAUGGCAAGAAGCAGAAGGAAAGGAAUUCAGUUACCUAGAAGACAGCAAGGGUAGUAUCCCAGAAAGACCUACUGGAUUUGCAGAAUCUUUCACUUCUGCUGAUGGUCGGUAGAAGAGGUACUUUGCUUUAUUUUGUUACGUACUGUUCUUCCAGUACGUAACAAAUUAUUAUGUGAAACAGAAUGUAACAUAAAUAUGGGGUAAACUCUGCGUACAUUUUGCAUGUUCCCGACCCCGCCCACUACUGGAGCCUUGUGCACUGGGUGUUGUUGUUUUCCUUUGUUGUUCUUCCGGUAGGCGUAGAUAGCAUGUCAUGUUUUUGUUGUUUGAAAGUUUGAUGUUAAUAGAUUAUAGAAUCAUUGCUUCAAGCCUUUAAUUGUGUUUUCAUUGUAAUUUAAGGUGGAGAUUCUACAUUUUGUAGAGUUCUCAUGCAUUACACCAAAAAGAAAAA
Molecule: messenger RNA, 3644 nt
Organism: Tripterygium wilfordii
Lineage: Eukaryota; Viridiplantae; Streptophyta; Magnoliopsida; Celastrales; Celastraceae
Product: receptor protein kinase TMK1-like
Exons: 2
Coding region: 450-3305 (951 amino acids)
Biological process (GO): protein phosphorylation
Molecular function (GO): protein kinase activity; protein binding; ATP binding
Source: RefSeq, a predicted model, not a curated record